This is a messenger RNA of Colletotrichum lupini, 1302 nucleotides long. RefSeq names its product cytochrome P450 55A1. The record is from RefSeq and is a predicted model, not a curated record. Bases 1 to 1302 code for a protein of 433 amino acids. Gene Ontology annotation, molecular function: iron ion binding; oxidoreductase activity, acting on paired donors, with incorporation or reduction of molecular oxygen; heme binding. NCBI's taxonomy places the organism in Eukaryota, Fungi, Ascomycota, Sordariomycetes, Glomerellales, Glomerellaceae. The transcript is spliced from 7 exons.
AUGUUCUCGACCUCCUUGCCUCGUCUAUCUUCAACAGCGAUCAAGCUCCAGCGACUCUCUUCACGCCGCCUCCUCCACACCCAGAAAACAAUGACGACAACUACGCCCCCGAGUUUCCCCUUCCAACGCGCCUCGGGCCUCGAACCGCCCGCAGAAUACGCCCGCCUCCGCGCCACGGAACCCGUCUCGCAAGUGAAGCUCUUUGACGGCUCCCUCGCAUGGCUCGUGACGAAAUACAAAGACGUCUGCGCCGUCGCCACGGAUACGCGUCUCUCCAAGGAACGCACCCGCGCCGGAAUCCCCGAGCUCAGCGCCGGCGGGAAAGCGGCGGCCGCGAACAAGCCCACCUUUGUCGACAUGGACGCGCCGGCGCAUAUGCAGCAGCGCGGCAUGGUUGAGCCGCUUUUCGUGCGGGAGCACAUCGCGUCCAUGAAGCCGUAUAUCCAAAAGACUGUGGAAAGUCUACUAGAUAAAAUGGUUGAGCAGGGGUGCGACGAGCCGGUUGACUUAAUUGACAAGUUUGCCUUGCCUGUUCCAUCAUAUAUUAUUUACACCAUCCUCGGCGUCCCGUUCGAGGACCUCGAAUAUAUCACCCAGCAGAAUGCCAUCCGCACGAACGGCAGCGGUACCGCGUCGCAAGCUCAGUCUGCAAACCAAGAACUUCUCAACUACCUCGCAAAGCUAGUCGACCAACGCAACAUUGAGCCCAAGGACGACCUCAUUAGCAAGUUGGUCGUGGAGCAGCUCAGACCCGGUCACAUUGAAAAAUCGGACGCCGUGCAAAUCGCCUUCUUGCUGCUCGUUGCUGGCAACGCGACGAUGGUGAAUAUGAUUGCGUUGGGCGUCAUCGAACUCUUCCGAAACCCAGGUCAGCUCGCCCAACUCAAAGCCGACCCGUCUCUCGCUCCGGCCUUUGUCGAAGAGCUGUGCAGAUACCACACCGGCUCCUCCAUGGCGAUGAAGCGGGUGGCCAAGGAAGACAUUAUCCUCGGUGGCAAGACCAUCAAGGCGGGUGAGGGCAUCAUCGCCGCAAACCAAUCCGGCAACCGAGACGAAGACGUCUUCCCCGACCCGGACGUCUUUGACAUGCACCGGACCCCUGACCCGAACCACGCGCUGGGGUUCGGCUUCGGGCCGCACAGGUGUAUCGCCGAGCCGCUUGCGCGCGCAGAGCUCGAGACUGUCUUUGCAACGCUCUUCCAGAAGCUCCCCAGCCUGAGAAUCGCCGUGCCCAUCCCGGAUAUCGAGUAUACGCCCCUGCACAAGGAUGUCGGAGUAGUCAAGUUACCGGUGGCAUGGUGA